GGAUAUUGAGUGUGUUUAUUGGAAGCAUUUCCCUUCUGAUUUCCAGCCUUGUGUUGAUGGCUCAUCCUUGAAAAUGAGAAGAUUGCACCGUACUACAGCAGAGAAUACAGAGAGGAUAGACACCGCAGAAAGCUCCUGAUCAUCACCCAAGGAACAACAUUGCUGAACACAGAGAAGGUUGGGCAGUGAACCAUCAUUUGGAAAUCAGUUGGAUAAGGGGAGCUUUGACAUAUCAUGAACCACUCUCUCAUUCCUGCAGGUGUGAGGCUGUUUAAAAGAGAGGUCUGUGAGGAGGGUUACCCAACCUUGUAAGGGUUCAGUACAGACUGGGUGCAGCUGCCUUACAACUGUUAACACAAGGGCAGCUAAAUGGAAGAGAAACCAUUUAAGUGUGAGGUUUGUGAUCGAGCUUUUGCAAGGCCAUUGACGCUCAAAAAUCACCGACGCAUUCACACUGGGGAGAAGCCAUUUAAAUGUGAGGUUUGUAACAAGGGAUUCACACAGUUAUCAGGCCUGGUGAAACACCGGCCCAUUCACACGGGAGAGAAACCAUUCAGAUGUGAGGUUUGUAACAAAUCUUUCUCACAAUCAUCCAGCCUCCUUGUACACCAACGCAUUCAUACAGGAGAGAAACCAUUCAGGUGUGAGGUGUGUGAUAAAGCAUUCUCAACGUUGGCGGAACUUCGUAAACACCAACGCAUUCACACAGGAGAGAGACCGUUCACGUGUGAGGUGUGUGACAAAUCAUUCUCGCAAUCAUCGACCUUCCAUACACACCAACGUAUUCACACUGGUGAAAAACCAUUCAGGUGUAAGGUGUGUGAUAAAUCGUUUUCACGAUCAGGGAACCUCUAUGCACACCAACGCAUUCAUACAGGGGAGAAACCAUUUACAUGUGAGGUUUGUGACAAAUCAUUCUCGAGGUCAUGGAGCCUUCUCCUCCAUCAGAGAAUCCACAAAGGGGAGUAACCCUUUGAGUGAUGUUUGUUUGCGAUGAACAUUUUGCUAUGACUUUGGAAAAGCACAGAAUUCAUACGGUAGAACUGUUCAGGUGCAACAUUUGUGACAAAGCUUUCCCAUAGAAGUGUAUGUCCCUGACUGUCAAUGCACUAACACAGAAGGUAGUUUGUCGCUGUUAAUUCUGUAAUAAAACCUUCACAGAGUUGUUGAAAUUGCUGGAAUAUCAGUGAACCUACACAAAAUCCUGCCAGUCUGUUAUCUGAGUGUUUACCUGCACACAGUCUCACGGUGCAGGGUGUUCAGUGGGACUGGGAACAGAACAAGAAGCAGCUUUCACUCCCAUCAAACACCUAGUGAUGACAUCACCAGUGCUGAGGGAUUAUGAUGUCAACAAUGGAGCCACCAUGCAGUGUGAUGUCAGUGACACAGGACUUGGAGCAUCCCCCAUACAGUGAGGGUAACCCGUUGUGUUUUUAUCCAGAGAGUUAACACACUGAACACUACUGUACACAGAUUGAGAAAGAGAGCAUGGCUAUUUGUUUGUGAAGAUUUCUCCCAGCACCUAUUUUUGAGAGAGCGGACAAUGGUGGAGUCUGACCACAAGCCAAUUCAAAGCAUCUUUUUCACUGCAGGUGUUCUGAUUCGUUGUUUGAUGGGAGUGAAAGUAGCUUUUUGUUCUGUGCCCAAUACCACUGAAAAUCCUGAUCUGACAUAGAGAUUUACAAGAUGACAAAUCAUCUGCUCCAUAGGAUCUGCACAGGAUGUUAUUUUGUUUGUAGAGGUAUCAUUUGGAAGUAAAGCACCAGGGAGCAGAUAGAUAUUGCUAAUAGACAAUUAAACUCCCCAAGACCCUGUGACAAAGACUCUUUUCUCUGAAUUAGAUUAUGUAGGGGAAUGUUUACCCAGGAAAGGUUGGACGGGUACAAACAUGGCCACCUCCUCGGCAACUGUGUAACUAACCUCCUAAUUACACAUGCUGACCCCUCACAACUCCCCACUUGAUCCUCUGACAAACCAAUUAAAUCCUGCAUUGAUGUAUGUCAGGCAAUCUUAGAAUGGAGCAACUACAUCCUGAAAGAAUGGAAUGUUGUUCAGUCCAGCAACGAAUGAUCUUGCUGCAAUAAGAUGGCUCUUCCAAUACAUGAAAAUCUACUAAGGCUGGAAGAAAUAACAGGAGUGAGUGACAAGAUCAAAAUGAAAUGAAAGCAAAAUUCUACUUUGAAGACAACUGAAUCAUUACUAGAACUGAGAGUUGUUGAGCUAGUCAGAGUAUAAAUAUACACAUUCCACAAAAGCGAGGUAACUUGGGAACUGUGUAGAGAAGUUCUCAUUUCAAUAAUAGACACUGAAAGUGAAUGACCAGACCUGUUGUUGCAAAUGAAGAUAUCUGUGUGCUAUCAGAGAAGCCGCUCUUUCUCAGCAGACAGCUGAUGAAGCUGAUCUGAUUUCACUAAGUGAGAUCAGAAAUGAACAACCAUCAAUCUCAGAGGUCAACCAUUCCCAAAGAAAUGGUGCAGAUCAUCAAUAACAAAUACAAUAGCAGCAACACAUGCUGUAAUAGCAACAUUCUCCUGAGAGAUGACAGCAGACACGAGAUGAAAAAUCGACAUAAACUUGUAUAUCUAAUGCUUCAAGUAUCAUGAGUGCGAUAUGCAUAUAAGCAGAUAAAAAUGAAACUGAUUAAUAAGAACAAUAGUUUUCAGAUUCAGAUGUGAUAGCUUUUCUUGAUGGGUUUUGUAUGUGGAGUAAGCUGCAAAUAAUAGUGCAGACAAGCUUGUUUUUUUUAAUGAAUCGGAUAUUUUUGGAGAAAUGCCUUUCGGCACAAUGUCUUGCUGUAUGAAUAUGAUAUCUGGUGCCAUCAUAUGUAAAUAUAGGUUUAAGGGCUGUGAUCAUUUUAUACACCAUAUGUAACAUUGUUUGAAAUUCAAAUUGCUCCAAUUAUUUCUGGAGCAAGAUGAGUUUCCUGAAGCUUCUAAAACUGACUGGUGAAAUGGAGGUGACUUUGAGCAGCAGAUCAGGUGGGGAUUUAAAUUUAUCAUUGCCCCAUCUAAAUAAAACCUCACUUUUUGCAGUAGCUGUCUCAGUUUCCCUGCUAAACCUUUGUCAGAGAUUUCUUGUGUGGGAAUAGUUUUCUUCAUCCUCGGAGGCUUUCAAACUGAUAACAUUAGCCUUGGAUGUGUUUGACAGCAGAUCAGAAGAGGAAUAUGCAGCGUCCAGCACAGAGAUACUGUGCAGUGGUGGAAUCAGCACAUGCACCGGAGAAGAACACAAGAGUGAGGAAUAAAUGAGGGAUUGAGAUUGGAGGAACGUACCACGGAGGGAAGGAUGGAAGCAAUUUCCUCUAUUCUUCUCCUCCUCCACCUCCUACUUCUGGUUCCUUCCUCCAUUCUCCACAUUGAUUUGCUUUUGAUCCCUCCUUCUUCAAUUCUCUCUGUCUUUCCUGCUUUGUCUAUCUCUUCCUCUCCAGCCUUUUCAAGAUCAGAGUGAUAGUGCGUGAACCCUUUUAAAUUCUAUCAUAAACAAAAUGAAAGCAGAAACUCUACUCAAUUGAGGUAGUAAUGUCAUUAUGAUUCUGUUAGACUAUUUUAACUAUUUUUCUGCUUUAUGUGACAAAAUUGAAAUAAACUAUCGUCUGUAGCUUGUAGUUUGUGAAAUAAUUACCGGUCACGGUAUGUAGACUGGCAGAAACUCACAACUCUCAUUAUGGUCAUUUCUGUGGUUGGUAUCAGCUUCAUGGCUGACGUUUAAUAAACCAGUGUUGAAGAUCGCAAAGCAUCAAUUUACUCUUGACAUAAAUUACAUUUAAAAUUCCUGGUACAGUCAAUUUGAGAUGGAUUAUGGUGAAAAGAAACAAACAGUUAGGCAGAACUGAUAUACUUGUGUUUGGUGCCUAUUUGUUGAGGACUUUUAUGAAAACAAACUUCGAAAAACAAUUGUGAGACCAACGGAAACAAUUAUAUAAUGAAGGGACAA
Molecule: messenger RNA, 3933 nt
Organism: Rhincodon typus (whale shark)
Lineage: Eukaryota; Metazoa; Chordata; Chondrichthyes; Orectolobiformes; Rhincodontidae
Product: zinc finger protein 239-like
Exons: 2
Coding region: 370-969 (199 amino acids)
Biological process (GO): regulation of transcription by RNA polymerase II
Cellular component (GO): nucleus
Molecular function (GO): DNA-binding transcription factor activity, RNA polymerase II-specific; RNA polymerase II cis-regulatory region sequence-specific DNA binding
Source: RefSeq, a predicted model, not a curated record